Messenger RNA from Penicillium daleae, 927 nucleotides. RefSeq lists its product as uncharacterized. The transcript has 6 exons. The coding region runs from base 1 to 927 and encodes 308 amino acids. NCBI's taxonomy places the organism in Eukaryota, Fungi, Ascomycota, Eurotiomycetes, Eurotiales, Aspergillaceae. Gene Ontology annotation, molecular function: metallopeptidase activity. The record is from RefSeq and is a predicted model, not a curated record.
AUGAGAUUCCUGAAAGGCCUUUUUUGUGCAUUUGGCCUAAUUAGCCUGGCAAGUGCGAAGGGUCUGUCAUGGAAGCUCGACCAGUCAUGUCAAACAGACGGCAUUGGUGACAUGGUCUCUAAUGCCGUUGGCAGUGCCUUUUCGAUGGCGAGCGAUGAGUACGACGUACUCAACAAGCUCCUCACCAAUCAAGAUCUGGGCGCGAACCAGGAAAAUAUUCGCAAUGUAGUGAAGUGGAUGUUUAUGAAAGAUGGCGAAGAGCCGAAUAACGCUCGACUGAAUCUACUCAAAACGCGUCUGAGCAUUCUCGUCAAGGCGAAGGAUCGUAAGGAUAAUGAGGAACCGGACGGAUCGACGAUCGUGGUGUAUUGUGGAUUCGACCGCUUCAAACCAACGCUUGAUGGUAGAUGGUAUGAUGAGGACCUCGAUGAGGUUCUCGAGAAGGACCAGGCAUUUGAGACAUGCAAAGGCAAUGAACCCACAGUGGCCUACACCUGGAAUUCCCCCAACAAGGACAAGCCACCCCAAAUUCAGAUCUGCCCAUGGUUCAUCAACUGGAUGAAAUCGGUCGAUACCCAUAGUCUGAAGGAUGCCCAGCCCAAAGCUCUGUUCUGGCGGGCAGUCAGCACGAGCCUGUCGAAGAUGCAUACGUUGCUGACGCCCAUUGAUGUGGACUCGUUGCUCGACAAAGUUAUUCUGCACGAGCUGACCCAUACACGCGUGGCAGGCGUGGCGGAGGAUGUUGACGGACCGAGCUUUGCAACGGUUAGGUAUGGGUGGAACAGAUGUCGGAAGUUGGCGCAGGAGGGAAGUGAUGACCCCGAACGGGAAUCACAGGUCAAUGCGGACUCGAUUGCGCUUUGUGGGUCUGCCAUUAGGUUUAUUAAGGAUGGCAGGGAGGUGAAAGAGAAUGGCGACGUGGUGUAG